AUGGCCCCCGAGAAGCGGAAUCAGUUCCUGGAUCCCGACGAAAGCGAUGACGAUGGAAGCCAAGGCUAUGACUCGGAGGCUGAGCAGGUGCAAAAGGGUGGUCGAACGGCCAAGCGUCGCAAACUUGGCGACAAUGUCGCAAGCGACGAAGACGAUGCAUUGAGCGCCGACGAGUACAACGACGAGAGCGACGAACCUACAGUAACAUCGCAACCAAAGACGGAGACGUUGACCCCCAAAAACCUGCCCGACAAAGCCGACGGAGAAAAGUCCAAGUCCCGAAACAGGGCAGAGCUGCCAGACGUAUCGAGGCCCUUGACCAAGAAGAACCUGGUGGCGUCCCAGAAGGCCGUCAAGAAGUCCGGAGUCAUAUACAUCUCGAGAGUACCUCCCGGAAUGAAGACGGCCAAGUUGAGAAACCUGCUCGAACCCCUUGGUACCAUCAACAGGAUAUGGUGCGCGCCCGAAGAUCCCCAAAUACGGUCUCGGCGUAUCAAGUCCGGUGGGAAUAAGAAGAAGAACUUUACUGAGGGAUGGAUCGAGUUCGUCAACAAGAAAGAAGCAAAGGCAGCUGUUGAACUCCUCAAUGGCAAUUUGAUUGGAGGGAAGAAGGGGUCGUACUUCCGCGACGACGUGUGGAGUCUCAUCUACCUCAAAGGAUUCAAGUGGAAUAACCUGACCGAACAAAUCGCAUCGGAGACCGCCGAAAGGGCCAGCCGAAUGAGGGCAGAAAUCAGCAAAGAGCAGAGGAAUACCAAGGAAUUUGUGCGGAAUAUUGAACAGGGCAAGAUGCUUGAAGGUAUAGAAAGCAAGGCUGCAGCAAAGAAGGGCAGCGGCGACGGAAAUCCAGACAAGGCCUCGUCUCUUGCGGAAAGGUCGGGUCAGCCUAAGAGCAAGCUGAAGUUCACACAGUCUGCUGUGGGCAACAAGGGAACCGACAAGGCCCCUGAAGAAGCUCAACGAGUUUUCCGGCAACUGUUUUAA
This is a messenger RNA of Anthostomella pinea, 984 nucleotides long. The record is from the annotation of a GenBank genome assembly. Lineage: Eukaryota; Fungi; Ascomycota; Sordariomycetes; Xylariales; Xylariaceae.